Olea europaea var. sylvestris is the source of this 1335-nucleotide messenger RNA. RefSeq names its product 3-ketoacyl-CoA synthase 6-like. Gene Ontology annotation, molecular function: acyltransferase activity, transferring groups other than amino-acyl groups. Gene Ontology annotation, cellular component: membrane. NCBI's taxonomy places the organism in Eukaryota, Viridiplantae, Streptophyta, Magnoliopsida, Lamiales, Oleaceae. Bases 47 to 1075 code for a protein of 342 amino acids. The transcript has 2 exons. The record is from RefSeq and is a predicted model, not a curated record. Gene Ontology annotation, biological process: fatty acid biosynthetic process.
AACCUGUUUGCCACCAGCCAUACAUUAUAUCCCACCAGUUACAACUAUGGAACUUGCGAAAGAAGAAGCUGAACUUGUUAUUUUCUCAUGCAUGGAUUCCCUUUUGCAGAAGACAGGAAUUAAGCCAAAAGAUAUAGAUAUACUGGUUGUAAAUUGCAGCCUCUUUUCUCCAACUCCAUCUUUAUCAGCCAUGGUAAUUAACAAAUACAAAAUGAGAAGCAACAUUAAGAGCUUUAACCUAUCAGGAAUGGGAUGUAGUGCAGGUUUAAUAUCUGUAGAUUUAGCCAAGGAUCUUCUUCAAGUUCAUCCCAACUCAAAUGCUGUGGUUAUAAGCACUGAAAUUCUCACACCAAAUUCCUAUCUUGGAAAAGAAAGGGCUAUGCUUCUGCCCAACUGCUUGUUCAGAAUGGGUGGAGCCGCCCUUCUUUUAUCAAACAAGUGGUCCGUAAGUUCACGAUCCAAAUAUCGUUUAGUCCAUGUGGUGAGAACCCACAAGGGUGCAGACGACAAAGCUUACAAAUGUGUCUCUCAGGAAGAAGAUCCUGAAGGUCACGUGGGAAUAAAUUUGUCAAUAGAUCUCAUGGCAAUAGCUGGGGAGGCCUUAAAGUCUAAUAUCACUACAAUUGGCCCUCUUGUUCUUCCUGCAUCAGAGCAACUUCUCUUUCUUUUGGCUCUAAUUGGUAAAAAAGUUUUCAACUUAAAGUUGAAGCCAUAUAUUCCAGACUUCAAGCAGGCCUUUGAGCAUUUCUGUAUCCAUGCCGGGGGACGAGCGGUCAUUGAUGAGCUGCAGAAGAACCUCAAUCUCUCAGCCGAGCACGUGGAGGCCUCAAGAAUGACGCUGUAUAGGUUUGGGAAUACUUCUUCUUCCUCAUUGUGGUAUGAAUUGAGCUAUAUUGAGGCCAAAGGAAGAAUGAAAAAGGGCGAUCGAAUCUGGCAGAUUGCAUUCGGAAGUGGAUUCAAGUGUAACAGUGCAGUUUGGAAGUGCAAUCGAACCAUAAAUGGUCCACCAGAAGGACCCUGGGCCGAUUGCAUUCACAAGUACCCAGUGCAUAUUCCAGAGGUGGUAAAGCUCUAGGAAAGAAGAUGAUAUUAUUCUAUUUUAGGAAUUAUUUAGCUCCUUAUCUUAUUGGUCAUGAUGAUUUGGAGCAAGAAAGGUGUGUAUGAAGAUUAACAAAAACAAAGUUCAAUGAAUAGCAUGACUAGAACAUAUCAAGUCUGGUUCUGAAGCCUUUCAUUGUAUUCUAUAUCUCCUAUAAUUCUAUUUAUGAUGGAGUAUCUUUGUCUGUAUUAUGUUCUAUUUCUGCCAUUAAUAAAAAUGUUAUCUAAAGUGGUUUA